Leptosia nina is the source of this 1857-nucleotide messenger RNA. Lineage: Eukaryota; Metazoa; Arthropoda; Insecta; Lepidoptera; Pieridae. The record is from the annotation of a GenBank genome assembly.
AUGUCAUAUAAUUUACUCUCAACUAAGUUACUAACAGGUGUUACAUGGCAAUCGCUGUUGAAAUUGAUUUUGCGUGUAUUAGCUGUAUCGCAGAUUAUCACACCAGCAGGAUGGCCGCCAUCGUACCAUCUGAAAGAUGGUGCCGUCUUCGACUUUAUAGUAGUAGGGGCUGGUUCGGGUGGUGCUGUGGUUGCAGCUAGGCUUAGCGAGAUAUAUCACUGGAAGGUGUUGCUGAUAGAAGCGGGGGGAGACCCCCCAUUUGGAAGUGUAGCACCAGGGCUUUUUCAACUGCUGCCAGGGACAGAAUAUGAUUGGAAUUAUAAAGGUCAUCUUGAUCCAGGAAUAGGCUUAUCACAUCCUGGCGGUUUUCUACGAAUCGUGCGUGGAAAGAUGUUAGGGGGAACCUCUUCUAUUAACUAUGAAAUUUAUUCGAGAGGAGUUCCAGAAGAUUACGAUAGAUGGAAUGUAGUUGCGCCCGGGUGGAGCUGGAAAUCGGUCCUGCCCUAUUUCAAAAAACUCGAAGGAAUGAGAGAUAGUUCUGUAUUUAAAGAUUCCAAGAACGCAGAGCUGCAUUCGUCACGCGGCCCAGUUGCGGUAUCUCGAUCACUUCAUAAGGAAUUCGAGAAAACAGACAAUAUAAUGCUAAAGUCUUUCCAAGAAAUCGGCGUUAAAACAGUUCUCGAAAACAACGGUCCUGAAAAUUAUGGAAUUUCUCGACCACAUUUCACUUUCUAUAAUGGCAGGCGAUCGAGUACAGCGGAAGCUUAUUUAAAACCAGCACAAUAUAGAGAGAAUUUUUAUCUAACAAAGUACGCCAGAGCUAUCAAAGUUCAUAUAGACCCUCAUACAUUACGAGCGUAUGGUGUUCGUGUUAUGCUAGGGAAGAAAAUGAUUAUCAAUGUGUAUGCUAAGAACGAAAUCAUUCUGGCAGCAGGGUCUAUCGACACACCCAAGUUGUUGCUGCUUUCUGGAGUAGGACCCAAGGAAACAUUAAAAAAGUUUAAUAUCACGAUUGAAGCAGACCUUCCAGUUGGUAAAAAUUUACAAGACCAUGCAGGUUUUCCUAUUACUUUUGCUGGCCAAACUAAUUAUGAUAUUAGUAAUUCUUUUUCCUUACCACCAAUAGAAACAUAUCCUACGCCUCUUCAAAAUGGCUUUAUAACUGUGGAUUCAGCUGUUUUUCAUGAAUUUCGGAAAUAUGGUGAUUCAAGACCGCAACUCCAAGUUGUCAACAGCCAUAAAGGAGCCGUCGCUUCUAUUGACACUGGUUUAGGUAGUUGCAAUAUAAUUGAAAAUUAUGAUGAUGAGUAUUGCUUAUCGUUGUCAAAAUCGAAUUUAUUUAGAGAAAUAUAUUCUAUUUCAAUGCUUCUAUUACAUCCCCUUUCGAAAGGAGAAGUGACUAUUAGAAGUACUAACCCAAUCGACAAGCCAUUAAUUAAAAUGGGUUAUUUAAGACAUCCCUAUGAUAUUUUAGUUGCUAAAGAGGGUAUCAAGUUCUUGACGAACUUGGUUAAUACAACAUAUUAUAGACAAGUCGGUGGUGAAAUCGUGAAAGUAAAGGUAAAAGGUUGUGAAAACCUUACAUGGGGUAGUGAUGCAUAUUGGGAGUGCUAUGUUGUUAAUAUUAUCGGCACUUUUAUGCAUCCCGUGGGUACAUGUCGUAUGGGACAAGAAGGUGUAGUCGACGAAAGACUAAGGGUCCAUGGUAUCUACGGACUAAGAAUUGUUGACGCAUCUAUAAUGCCCGAAAUAAUCAGUGGCAACCCUAAUAUACCAGUUAUGAUGAUCGGUGAAAAAGCAGCCGAUAUUAUUAAAGAAGAUUAUGGUGAAUUCACCAUCACCUAUCUUGAUGAUUGA